This is a messenger RNA of Triticum dicoccoides, 1794 nucleotides long. RefSeq lists its product as uncharacterized. The record is from RefSeq and is a predicted model, not a curated record. NCBI's taxonomy places the organism in Eukaryota, Viridiplantae, Streptophyta, Magnoliopsida, Poales, Poaceae. Bases 149 to 1384 code for a protein of 411 amino acids. The transcript has 3 exons.
AAAUCCCCCUUCUCCUUCCUCGCUCGAUCCCCAAAUCAAAUCGCUGUCCUCCACCUAACCCUAGCCGCUCGAGCCGCCAUCCUCGAUCCCCAAAUCCCUUCUCCCUCCACCAAACCCUAAUCCAAAGCUAGCUAGCUAGGUAGCCGCCAUGGCCCCUCCGAUGGUUCUGCUCGACCGCGAGGUUGAGUUGUGCGACGAGGAGGCGGGGAUCUACGAAGGGCCAGUCCGCUGCUCGUGGGGACUACCAGCAAGAAGCUCAGCCGAGGGCCCGGAAAAGUUGAUUCAUGCAGUCGCGGAGUACCUGCAGACAUUCAAGGCCCAGCCGCUCGUCGCCGAUCCGCCGGAACUCUCCUCCCUCAACAUACGGCCGCCGAAAUCCGCCCCGGUCCCGCCGACAGCCGGCCUGGAAUCGGGCCGCAUCUCCAGCGCAGACAAGCACCUGGUCGCCCUCUACGCCGGAGGCUACCGCCCUGGCUACAGCUUGCCGGGGGGCUAUCUCAUCUACGACGCCAGCAACGACUCCAUCUCCGCCAUCCCUUGCAUCCCCCCCGGCACCUGCAGGACUACAGCCAUGGGGUUCCAGUCGGCCGUCGUCAUGUGCGGCGCCACCGGGGAAGGCGGUUACCUUCUUGCUGAGCUCGUCUGGGUCUGUACACAAGACUCCCAAGCCGCGCUCUGGCUGUGGGAGUCGUCCGCCAAACAAUGGGACGUCAAGCUCAGGGACCUGCCCCUUCCACCCGGCACCACCGCCUUCAACUUCUCCGUCCACUCGUGCUUCUCUUUUGGGGGCUCUUUCCUCUGCUGGGUGGAUCUACACCGUGGCAUGUUGCUCUGUGAUCUGCGCAAGGACUGCAACUUCAGCUUCAUUGAGUUGCCCCAAGGACCUCCAGACUAUGAUGCCUCCGAUUAUCCACACGGCCCCUGCGCUGAGGAGUUCCGUUCCGUGGCCUGUGUUCAUGGCUCCGUCAAGUUCCUCGCCUUCAAUACAUUUGUUGAACGCGAGCCCGGCGAAACAUUUGGACUGGCCGUCUGGACUCUGUCGCCUGACCACUCAGCGUGGAGCAGAAGCUACAAGUGCAGCUUUGGAGACAUCUGGGCUAACGCCAACUUCCAGUCUGCUGGUUUGGGACAGCUUUCUCCGUCGUUCCCUGUCCUGAGCAUCCAUCAAGACGGCGUCGUCUACCUAGUCGUAAAUGAUACCAGUGCGGUGGGUCGUCGACUAGUGUUCAACGCCCGGUACUUGCUUCGUGUCGACAUGGGGAGUAACAACGAUGUCCAGGUCUAUCAACAGAAGACGACGCGUAUUCGUUCCCAGCUCUUUGCAAGUGAGUUCAGUGCGCACCGACGACAGGAGCACCCGGCGUGCUACUGUAAUUUUUCUUAAAAAGGGCAACCUGGUGCAUGUAGCUCCCGCUUGCGCAGGGUUCAGGGAAGGGUCCGACCACUUUGGGUCUAUAGUACGCAGCCUUUCCCUACAUUUCUAGAGAUGGAAUCUAGCGAGUUUGGUGCAAGUGGAAAGAAGAUGAAGGCCUGAGAUCCUUGCAACAUAUCAUGUGGAAAUUUGGACCGCACCAUUAUCAGUUGUUUCUGCUUAGGAGGUCCACUGGAGACAUUUAAUGUUGUCAUUAUCAAGUAUUAGUAGUUAAACUGGAUGUUGGGUAGUAUGCAUUAUGUAUGAGUCAUGGCUCUAUGUGUAGUGAGUGGCUUCUUUUGGAUUGUAACUUGCAUCAGCGUCAUUUUCUUGCAUGAAUCCUACUGGUUUGAUUUAGAAACAAUGUUAGAUGUUUCGAACUA